Molecule: messenger RNA, 3144 nt
Organism: Lachancea thermotolerans CBS 6340
Lineage: Eukaryota; Fungi; Ascomycota; Saccharomycetes; Saccharomycetales; Saccharomycetaceae
Gene: ASK10
Product: Ask10p
Exons: 1
Coding region: 1-3144 (1047 amino acids)
Source: RefSeq, a predicted model, not a curated record
AUGAGCUCAGCGAAACAAAGCGGGUUCCACGACACGGAGCCCACGCAAAGGGAUUUUCUGGCGCCAGAAAGAGAAGAGGACGAUGCCAGCAGUCUGUUCUCGUCGGACUCGGGGUAUUUGAUGGACCUCGCGGACGCGUCCGAGGAUACAGAGACAAUCCUGCCUAAGACAGACUUCCACUCGCCGUACUACGUCAACGUCCCACUGCCCUCCCAGUCGGGGCUUACGUCGGACUACACGGAGCCCUCGCAGGACAGCACGUCCACGGGAUUUGUACGCGAGUACCCAACGGACAUCCUGUUGGACCGGUUCAACAAGUGGCGUAAAAUCCUCAAGGGCCUCGCCAACUACCUGCGCGAGGUCGCGUACGCCCAGGAGCGGUUCGCACGGAUCAACUACGGCCUCCGCAGCACCGUCAAGUUCUCUUUUCUCACAGACCUUGAGGAGUCCACCAACCGCGUCAUAGAUCCGUUCCAGCAGAGGGCCAAGAAGCAGGCAGGCGCCAGCGCGGCCAGCCUAAACUCUUCACUGCGGACCCCCUCCGCGCCGGGCGAAGAAAGCCCGGGCGGCAUUAAUUCGUCGCAGUCCGCGCUGGACGUCAAGAACGUGCCCAUGGCCCCGGGGGACAACAGCUCCGCCUCCUCGGGCUUCAUGAAGUUUGGUUCCGGCUCGAUUGAAGACAUCCAGGUCGUGCUCAAGAAAUACCAUGCGUCCAUCGCUAACCAGCAGAUCAAGAUGUCCAAGGAAAUCACCACCAUGGUCGUUCCCAAGCUGGACGACCUCCGUAAGGACCUGCAGCUCAAGAUCAAAGAGAUCAAAGAACUGCACGGUGACUUCAGAACCAACAUCGGCGAACACAUCGCGCUCACGGGCCAGCUACUCCAGAAGUACAUGGCUGCGGUGGAAUUCAUGUCCACCAAUUCUAACGACCAAAAAAUCUUCAAGCUGAAAAACCAAAAGCUGAAGCCUAAACACGACCCCUACCUCCUGAAGCUCCAGCUCGACCUUCAGCUCAAGCGCCAGCUCUUGGAAGAAAACUACCUGCAAGAGGCUUACAUCAACCUCCAAUCAUCCGGCAUGGAGCUGGAAAAGAUCAUUUUCGGCGAAGUUCAGCACACUUUACAGCGUUACUCCGCGCUCAUUGGCACCUCCGCGCGUAUUUCCAUCAGCAACUUGUGCAAUGAGCUGCACCAAGGCGUGCUGAGCAAGCCGCCCGCAAUUGAGUGGGACCACUUUGUGGGCCAUCACCCCAAGUGCCUCAUCGAUUGGAAGUCGACGGAACCUAUACCGCAGCCUAGAAAACUUUCUGAUAUAAGAUACCCGAAGAUGAAGUCCUCCCUCGCAAAAUGUAUCAAGGCCGGUUACCUAUGCAAGAAGUCGCAAAUCCUAAAAAAUUACAACAAAGCUUACUUCGUGCUGACCAGCAACUACUUGCAUGAGUUCAAGUCGAGCAACUUUUUCAAGCUGUCCCAAGAGAACUCUGAGAAGAAGGAUCACGGUGAGGUUCAAACCGGCAGUAAAAAGAGAGCCAUGGUUCCGGUGACAAGUCUUUCGCUGAAUAGCGCGCAACUUCUCGAAGCGAGCGAGCAUAAGUUUAGCAUUCGCGGGGUAACUUCCUAUAAUAAUUUUGAAAAAAAGUCUGCCGAGACCGGUAAAAUCAUUUCGAAGUCAACUUCAUCUAUUCAUAAGUUUUUGAAGAGUGGAAGCAAGCUUCAGCCGCACAAAAAGGAUCAGCAUCAUCAUGGUUCUAUUGCUGGAUUGCCAAGCGGAGCGGGAGCCCACGGCCCAUCUGAAGACUUAGAUGAUGUUGCAACGUGGGUUUUCAAAGCUGCAAGCAGCAAACCUGAGGACGCCAAGGAUCUCAAAAAAUGGGUCACCGAGGUGAAGAAUUUGAGUUCGUUCAUGAACUCCGACGAGAGAGCAAAGUUUAUAGAGGAGAAGAUUCUUCGUGCCCAUAAUCGCGCGAGCUCCAUGAACCUCUCGAAGAUGGCGGCAGAGUCAGGAAACAACGGUAGAAGACAAGAUAGGUUGCCUUCACAUAAGGUUUCAGGGACUCGGAGUAAACCUCAGUUUAUUCAUCUGGGUCCACAAGAAAUGCAAGAUCCAGCGCUUGCGAGAGCAAAGGUUAACACUCCUGCGAUUGACGAUAACGGAAACUUAAUCACGGCGGGAGAAAGACGCUCCUCCUCUUUGAAGAGCCCCUCUGAAGUACCCUCACCACACUUGUCCCCAACUCCUACGAACCACUCGGGAGGUGGGACCACACCUGGUUCUAGCGGCCAUGGCUCUGAUACGCCUAUGAAACAGCAGGGGUUUGUGAUUACCAGUAAUGGCAUAACACCCAUUAAUCGUACGCCUGGCUCUGCUUCAAAGAGAAAUGUUUCUGGUGUUGUCCCAAGUGGAGGCAGUUCUGACGGCUCAAAUAGUGCACCAAUGAAUUCGCCUGGCUCAAGUAGUGCACCAGUAAAUUCGCCUGGCUCGAACAGUCAAACGAACUUUUUUGGCUCCAACAACUCCCCAAUACACUCGCCCGGGUCUGGUAUCCUACCUCUAAACUCCCCUGCGAGUCAUCUUUCGGGAGGUAGCGGAAGCGGAGGCUAUUUUGCCAUACCAGUGCGGCCAAGCUCACAAGCCUCCACCCCUGGUCUGGGGAACCCGGACUCGACUGCCGCUGCGGCCCAGACCCAGGGUUCAAAUGUUCCUCGCCUCCGCGUAAAUGACAGAGACAUGUCGCAAGAGAAAACUGACAAGAACCUGCCACAUAGCGAGCAGUCUACCGAAAAGCCAGCGGGGAGUGGAAGACCGGCAGAGGGUGGCCCGUUAAGCCGGGGCGCUCCUGUCCAUUUGAGGAAGACGUCAAACCCCGGAGGUAUUUCCACCUUUAUCAGUGAGCCUCAUCAGACCAUCUAUUCGAACCCUAGGCAGAGUUUGAGCUCUCAGACUUUGGGCUCUACCAACCAUCAGCAUGUCCGAAAGCACAAGAAGAAUGUUUCGUUUGGGUCUCUGAACAGCCUACUCUUUUCUAAGAAGGGUGGAGAUGUGAGCAACAACAACAUGACGGACUAUUUCAUGUCAGGAAACCGGAUACAGGAAAACGAUGACCCCGACGCCUUAAAUGUGAAUCAGUCGCUGUAUCGUAGCUAA